AAAAAUCAUAAAAAAAUUUAAAAAUGUCUCAAAAUCCUUCAAUAAAAAAAGAAUUAAAGCUAAGCAUGCCUUUUUAGCCUACCCUUACAUCAUAUCCACAAUCAUAUUCUAAUCAAAUUCCCUAUGCUUAAGCUUACUACCCUCCUCAAAAUUAAUAAAGUUAAUAACCAAUUGCUGUUUAAACAAAUGCUUUAGGCUCUUUAUCUCUUAUAGAAAAUAGCAAUAACUCUAGCCAACCAGAAAUAAAUUCACAAAUCAGAUAAUAGCCACCAACAACUACUCAAAAUAGACAAAAAAAAAAAUUAAACCUAUCUAGUACAAGCCAAUAAGCAUUUGUAUUAGAUCAAACUUUUGAAAAAAAAGUAUUAGAUUUAAUUAAUAUUAUAGGUGGAUGAAGAAUUAAGAAAAUUAGAGGAACAAAAAAAGCUAGAGGAAGAGAAGAAAUAAAAAGAAUAAGAAUAACAAAGAUUACAAGAGUUAAAAAAACCAAAGCCUUAUUCUAAAGAAGAUUUGAAAAAGUUAGUUGAUUUAAUAAAUGUAAUUUUUUAAAAUAAUCAUUUAGGAUUUCAGUGGAUAUUUUGAUUAACAGGAAUGGCAAAUUCUAAAGGAAAGAAAACACUUUACUAUUAAAGAAUUACAAAGCAAAACCUAAUAUAAAAAAGAAGGAAAGUCAAAUUCUUACAAUAAAUAACCAGCAAAACCAACUACAACUUCUGUAUAACCAUUUGAAAAAGAAAGAAAAUAGCCAGCAGCUGAUGCCCCACAACCAAAGAUUAUUAUUGUAAGAGUUGUUGAAGACAUUCAAACUAAAUAAUUAAAAGAUAAAAUGAAAAAAUAAGCAGAUGACUUUUUUUCUAAUUUAAAUUAAACUCCUGAAUAGAAAGAGUUAAUCUUUAAGGAACUUAGAUAUCGAUUAAAUUAAUUGGCACCAGAUAAUUUUGAAAUAACUGCUUAGAACAUUUUAAAGAUCAUAAUAGAAAAGUAAGUAUAUCAUUAAUUAAUUCUUAGUAAUCAUGAAAACGACUCGACUUAUUUAGAAUAUUUGGCAUAAAAGAUUAUCGAUAAAUCUUAAACUGAACCUAAAUAUAGAAAAUUAUAUACAAAACUAUGUUAAAUAUUAAUAAAGGAACCUCAACUUAUAUAAUAAAAAGAAAAAUCAGAUGGAAAGGUGAAAAGUGUUUCACUAUUUAAAAAUGGACUUUUAAACUAGGUUUAAUAAGUAUUUGAUGAAAGAAAAAAUAAGAAAGAAGAUCUUUCUCAUAUGAAACCUGAAGAAAGGGAAUAAUAUCAUUUAAUAAGAAAAUAAAAGAUUAUGGGAAGUAAGUAAUUUUAUAAAUAUAUUUAGAUGUACGUUUUAUUGGAGAUUUAUUUUUAUCUAAAUUACUUCCCAUUUUAGCUGUUGAUUCUGCUAUUAAAGAAUUGAUUUCAGAUUAUGUAUCUUAAUUUUAACCAAAUCAAGAAAAUAGUGAAGAAUCUAUUGAGGGUUUGAUUGAAUUAUUAGAUUAAAGUAAUUUUAUGUAAAAAUCUAUUUAGUCGGUGGAUAUUACAAAGUAUUAAAUACAACAGAUUUUGAUGUUUGGAAAAAGGAUCUAGAAUAAUACUUUGAUGGAACAAACAAGAAUUUAGAAGAUGCAAAAAAUUUCUUCUUAAAGAAAUUUGAUAAAAGUCUAUCUAUCGAAAUUAUUAUGGAAAUGUAUAAAUUAUGUUAAAUAUAUAAGACUUAAUUUAUUAAUAGCAAAGUAUAAACUUUCAUAAAGAAUUUCAAUGUUAAUAGAAAAUGUUUAAGAGAGGAAAAAUUAAGGUUGGAAGGAUCAUUAUAGUAAAUAAGAUUAAGCUUAGAGUGUAAAAACAAUUCAUCAAGAAUAAGAGAAGGAAAUUACUGAACAAAUUUAUAAUCAAAAUAAGAAUAAGAACAAGAAGCAUUAACCUUAGUAAAUACUUUAUGUUGAAAAAAAUUCAAGUUAAUAAUCAUAAAUUUAAUAAAAAUAAUAAUUAUUUGACUUAAAUGAAUUGGCAAUAUUUGUAUAAGGAACUUUUAAUAUGGAACCAUAAUAAUAGGAAGCAAAAUUAUUGGAAGAAUUAAAAAGAAUUGGAUCUUCAGAUGAGGCAAUAUACAAAUUCUUUGAAAUAUUCUUUGAAUACCUUCUUUCAUGUAUGAAAUUUGAUUAAUAACUUUAGAUAAAUUAUUAAAACGAAAUAUUGAAAGAGCAUAGAUGGUUUUUGAGUUAUUGAGUAGAGAAGAGGCUAAAGAGGAAAUUGUAAAGAAGACUACUUAGUAGGUAAGUGAAUAAUUAUAAUAAUUUUAGGCUUUAUACGAAGAUAAAGUCUAUACAUUGGCUGAAUCUCCAACAGCAAUUGAUUUAUUGGUCGAUAUCAUUGGAUAUUUCUUAAAUGAUCCAGAUAUCAAUUUAUUAAAGAAGUUGUACUUCAAGCCUAUGAUUGAUAUUGAAGACUUUAAUGAAUUCAUGACAAAGGUUGCUAAUUAAUUAAUUUAAAAAUAUGCUGAUAAAGUUAAUAUAAUUCAAGAGUAUUAUAGAAUUUUAGGUUAUGUGAUUUGA
Molecule: messenger RNA, 2558 nt
Organism: Paramecium sonneborni
Lineage: Eukaryota; Ciliophora; Oligohymenophorea; Peniculida; Parameciidae
Source: the annotation of a GenBank genome assembly